GUACAGCAGAGGUGAGCUGGUACAGAGCAAAGGUGAACAAGGUCUUGAAUCAAUCAGCACAUGUUUGACAGCAGGGAAGAGUCGAGAAAAUGCAGGAUGUGAAUGGAGUGGGUUUGUAUAGGAGGUUAUAAGUAGGGGAGCUGACUGUGCCAGUUAAACGGAGCAGACCUCAGUGGGUUGCACAUGCCCAGUUUGAUUUGAUAGACCUCACCUCAUUUUGCUUCUCAUCGACCGCCUGUUGCCUCUGCCUGGCUGCUCCUUUGCCGCUCUGGAACCAUGCAUCCACAGCGUCCUCUUCCCCAGGCCAUGCCUUCCUCCUCCCUGGGACAGCACCUGCGGGACAUGGCCAUGGGAUUGGGACGAGGCAAGAACUUCCUGGGAGGAAACUUUGCCUAUGGGUUCAUACAAUCUAUCAAGGAGUGCCUGUAUUUCCUCCUCUGCUGCUGGUGCAUCAAAGAGAUCCUGGACUGACGGACUGAGACAGUAGAUCAAGUGGUCAAACAUUGAUUUUUCCUGUUUCUCUGUUGGCUCCUGUAGUGUAAUUUCAACCAGCUUUUAUUUCAUCAGAAAUGCAGUGGUUAUCAGUGGAGCUGACAAAGCACUGGCAAGUAUGGGCCUUGUUUAUCUGACAACAAACUACUACUAUUGAAUCACAU
This is a messenger RNA of Sphaeramia orbicularis (orbiculate cardinalfish), 656 nucleotides long. RefSeq names its product lens epithelial protein (gene lenep). The transcript has a single exon. Gene Ontology annotation, biological process: multicellular organism development. The coding region runs from base 277 to 471 and encodes 64 amino acids. The record is from RefSeq and is a predicted model, not a curated record. Lineage: Eukaryota; Metazoa; Chordata; Actinopteri; Kurtiformes; Apogonidae.